AAACAAGGAAGCCCAGCCAUUGACGCUCCCUUGCAAAAUAAAAAAUCGAUAAAGCUUGAUGAUUUUCCCUUAUUUUCUUGUUCAAGUACAAGAUCUAAAGCUUGGAAAUCUUUCCCCUCUGCAGAAUUUCCAGAUCUGCUCUAUUCUUCCUCCUUUGUCGCCGGUUGCUGCUGGGUGUGAAUUUCGUAGAUUUCUUGAUUUUUACUUCCAUGCCCGUCGGCCUCCCCCAAACCCGCCAGCUUCGGUUUGCUUGCUAGAAAUUCUGGUAUGAAACAACUUUUAAAGCCGAAUUUUAAACCAUUUAAUCACUGCCUGUGCUGUUGAAUUUUCCUGUGUAAUAUGGAAGAACCCGUUUGUUGUUGCCCCUAUACUAUUCAGGAAUUUCUGCAGAAAAAGGGGAUAAAUUCCAACAGCCUUU
Rubroshorea leprosula is the source of this 418-nucleotide messenger RNA. NCBI's taxonomy places the organism in Eukaryota, Viridiplantae, Streptophyta, Magnoliopsida, Malvales, Dipterocarpaceae. The record is from the annotation of a GenBank genome assembly.